CUGGCUGUGCCCGGCAGUACCGGCCGGUACCCGGCCCGGGUAAAAUCUUGGUAUUGUAGCUGCUAAAUGGAAACUUUUAUUUCGUUUAUUCCACAUGAAUUAAAUCUGAUUUUUAGUCAUCUUUAUAAGGAAGUUUUAACUUGUUGAAGUGUUGAAAUAACCGUUCGAGUAACCAGCUAGGAAAGAGACUAUCCGCAAAACAAUGAGUGACGAAAGUAUACAGGAGGUCAGCAUGCAACCGGAUUCGGGCAGCGAGUUGUCGUCAGAUGACGAAUCGACUCAAAUAGCUGACGCUAUAAUGCGAUAUUAUUAUUAUAACGACAUUGGGGAAAAUAUGAACAAUCUAUCUGUGGAUUCGGAUCCAGAUGACGACGACGAUGAAUCAAUAUCCAGUAGCCUAUCAGACUCUUGUCAGACAUCCCCACAGCCGUUUGAUUCAAGUGACGAUACAGAAGAUGAUUCCGAAGAUUCUGAAUCCGAAAACAAUGUUAUUAUACAAGAAAUAGGGGUUGAAAACAAUGACAACUUGGUCGUAGAUAAUCCACUUUGGUACGCACAAAUAAGACAUUUCUUGACAGAACGAGAAAGAGAAGAUUUGUGGAAAAAAACUCCUUGGGUUUUGAAAUGGUUUUGGGAUGACUCCGAUGACAAUAGUCCGAUGUCAGAUCAUCCGUUAUUUAAGGACGAGGAUUCUGUCGGCCUUUUUUAAAAAAAAUUGUUUAGCUAAUAUUGUUUAAUUUUAAAAUCAUAUUAUUUUAUUAUAUUCGAGUAUUGUUGAGCUUAAAAUAAGGACGAUGCGAAAUCGCAAUGUAUAAAAUAUAUGUUAAGAUUUUGUCUUCUAAAAAAAAUCUAUUUUCCCAAAAUGAAUUUGAAAUAUUUUUAAUAUUGUAUUACGUUUAUGAAACGUGUCAAUGAGAAUUAUCAAAACAAUUGUUUGUCGAAAUAGUGGGUAGAUAAGUACAUCUAGACAUCAAUUGAAUUACGACUCUUGCACGUUCACAGCUCAAAAUAAUUGUAAUACAUUAAUUAAAAUUUUUAAUUAACACUAAAAAUAUAGAGAAUGAUAAAUUUACACUGUUGAUGAUCGUAAUGAAAUAAUGAAACGUUUCAAUGGAACUUGUCAGAAUAACUCGAAUGUUUCAUGUAUGGAAAAUAUAUAAGAUAAUAAAUAAACGUAUAUUGGAAUAUAAAACCAGAUUAAUACAGUAAUGAUGGUCAUAAUAUGAGUAGAAUUUUGGGUAAGCGAGAGAUGUCUUUGUGGAUAUAUAAUAGAAGAAGUCAGAUAUUUACAUAAAAAUCAUCGGCGGCACUACAAUAAUGAAGUGCUUAACCUUCAUUUUAUUUUUUUUAAUUUAAAUUUGACAUUAGAAAUGAACGGGGAGAGAAUAAUAUGUUGAUGUUAUUUUUUUUUUUUUUGAUGGUAUUUUUUUUUAUAAUAUACGAGAUUCGUAAUUAAAUACUAAGUAAGUGAUUGAAAAUAAGUGAUUGACAGUGCGCGCUGAUUUACAACGAAGUACGAGGGUUCUUUUAGAGAUAUCUCACAGUAUGAAUUUUUAGUUUAUGAUUUUAAUCUGUAAGCAAUUUAUUAUGUUCAGGUAAAUCGUAGUGUUGAUUGUAUUCACGGGUGAGUAUUAUGUAUUCGUUACAGUGGUAAGAAAUACUUAUUACGCUCCCAAGACUAUACGAAACCGAAUUCGGAUGAUUAAAUAUAGCAACUGUAUGCGUAGCGUAUAUAAAACGAGCAACAUAUUAAACUAAUUAAUCGCCAAAAUAUGAAAAUGAUUAGAAAUUAUAAUAUCACCUAGUGUAUAAAUAAUAUAUAUAAUUGUAAGAAAUAUAAUAUAAUUAUAUACUUUACUCUACUACUUUCUGUAUCUCUUAAUUUUUCUUUAUUAUUUAAUAUAUUCUUUGUUGAUGGUUAUUUCUUUAUUUAAAUUUCCUCAUAUUAUUCAGAAACCUUCCGAAUAAAACGUUGUAUCUCUCAUUCUGAGGUAUAUUAUAUAUUUUGUGUAUCGCACAAUGGAACGAAUAUUAAUGACCUUUAACAGCAGUAUUCAAUAUUGUAAACAUGGCACACUACAUCUUGAACAUUCCAAACCGAAGAUCAUCAGGUAAAUGGAGGCAGGAGAGAUUUUCUGUAUCGUUAGGUAAAGGACGAUGUAGUACGUGGAAUGUUUUAUAUGUAGCUUAGAUAGAAUAUUCAGACCAUGUUUGUUUACCUCUUUCGUAGAAUUACAAAGUUCAUAAAUUUGAUAUAAAGUAGUUUUAGAACAUUGAAAUGUAUUGACCUAAUUAUAUUAUA
This is a messenger RNA of Vanessa atalanta (red admiral), 2302 nucleotides long. RefSeq lists its product as uncharacterized. The coding region runs from base 203 to 709 and encodes 168 amino acids. The transcript is spliced from 6 exons. Lineage: Eukaryota; Metazoa; Arthropoda; Insecta; Lepidoptera; Nymphalidae. The record is from RefSeq and is a predicted model, not a curated record.